Molecule: messenger RNA, 1065 nt
Organism: Sphenostylis stenocarpa
Lineage: Eukaryota; Viridiplantae; Streptophyta; Magnoliopsida; Fabales; Fabaceae
Source: the annotation of a GenBank genome assembly
AUGAGGAAAUUCUUGAUUAUAGCCUUUUCCAUAACCAUAUGCUUCAUCGCUUUUGUGAUAUCCAAGAUUGUUAUCUCAGUCCUCCUCUACAAAAGAUGGAGAAGAAAACAGAUGAUUCAUGAAGAAGGUUAUCCAGGAGGGAAGAUAGUUAUAUUUAGAUCCUCAGUGCUUAAAUCUCUCACAGCUGAUGCGAUCUUAAAGAAGACACAGAAACUGAACAACAAGGACAUCCUUGGGUCAGGUGGUUAUGGUGUAGUUUAUGGAAUAAAAUUAGAUGAAUCCACAUCCUUGGCAGUAAAAAGGCUAAAUCGUGGAACUGCAGAGAGAGAUAAAGGUUUUGAGAGAGAGUUGGAAGCAAUGGCAGACAUAAAACACCGCAACAUUGUGACCCUUCAUGGAUAUUACACAGCACCACACUACAAUCUUCUCAUAUAUGAGCUAAUGCCCAAUGGAAGUUUGGACUCCUUUUUGCAUGGGAGAUCAGGGGACAAGAAGGUUUUAGAUUGGCCAACCAGAUAUAGAAUAGCUGCAGGUGCAGCUAGAGGAAUAUCGUAUCUUCAUCAUGAUUGCAUCCCUCACAUUAUCCACAGAGACAUCAAGUCAAGCAACAUAUUGUUGGAUCAAAAUAUGGAUGCCCGAGUUUCUGAUUUUGGAUUAGCCACUUUGAUGCAACCAAAUAAAACUCAUGUCUCAACACUUGUGGCAGGAACUUUUGGAUACUUGGCCCCUGAAUAUUUUGAUACAGGAAGAGCAACACUCAAAGGGGAUGUUUACAGCUUCGGGGUUGUUUUACUGGAGCUUUUAACUGGGAAGAAACCCAGUGAUGAGGCAUUCAUGGAAGAGGGAACCAUGCUUGUCACAUGGGUGAAGGCUGUUGUUAGAGAGAAGAAGGAGGAGUUAGUCCUUGAUAGUAGCUUAGGAGCUUGUUCAAUGCAAGAGAUAAAUAAGGUGUUCAACAUUGCAAUGAUGUGUCUUGAACCAGAUCCCUUGAAGAGGCCAACCAUGGGUGAAGUUGUCAAUUUGCUUGACCAAACAGAACAAGAUAACCUUGUUACAGCAUCAUGA